AAGACUUUAAUAACGUACAAGAAGCAAAUACAAAUCAGAAGAAAUGAAAAGAAAGUUGUGGUUCAUUGCUUUAUUUUUGUUUCUCUCUUUGGGGAUCUCAUCAUCUUAUAUGGUUUCGUCUCAGCCACACCAAAUCCGUAAACUUAGUGAGUAAUACAUACGAAAAAGCUCCAUUUAAAAAUAGUUAAUAAAAUCUAAUAUUGCUAUAUAUGAGGUUUUCUGUAUUUUUUUCUCUUUAUUCAACUUAUAACUAAUAUUAAUGUUUAUAGUUUCGAUCGGCGCACCACGUAGUUUUUCACCACCGGCGGACCAAUGUUGCUAGAUAGCAAAAGGCGACGAACUAAGAGGCCACUCGUAAAUUUUAUUAGUUAGUCUUUCAUUCGUCAUUUUGAACAUUUUCGGCUGAUGACACCACAACUGAUGAUGUGUGCAUAAAGGUUGAGUUGUACAAGAAAAAUAUUUCACGUUAAAUUUAUGGAGACUUAGUCUUUCUUGUUGUUUAUGCAAAUAACGUUAGUCGUAUAUAUCAUUAGUAUAGUUAAGGAUUAUAUCAUUUCGCAACGUUUUCCAUUUUCCUUCAGUUGUAGGAAUCAUGAUUGAUUCCAGUUCUCAGCUGUAUUGUUCUAUUUAAAUCAAUCAAAAACCAAAAAAAAAAAUCAGACAUCAUACAAUUUCCCCAAUUUUUGUUUCAGAAACAAAGCUCCCUACAAAACAGGUCUUCUUGUGUGUUUAUUGGAAAGUCAUGGGACUUAGUCGCGUUCAAUGAAUCCCAUCGUAAGUGGAGGACAAUGACAUAACAAGUUCACGAAUUGUAAAAGAUUAAGUACAUGUUUGUCUACAUCCAUGACUCUUCUUCAGGUCAGGCUAUUUGUUUCCCACACGCUACCUGCUCAUUAUAUAUACACCUUAUUAGUUAUGUUGUCAUUUAUACUUGGUAUAAAACCACAUAUUACACAACAGAAUAAAUUUCACCUACGACACCACCAUCAAGACAGAAUCAAAUGAAGGGAAAUUUGUGGCUGGUUGCUUUGUUUUUGGUUCUCUCUUUGGUGAUUUCAUCUUAUGCAGCUUCAACUCAGCCAUACCAAUUCCGCAAACUUUUGAAUAUAGAAGCAUCACCUAGUAAGUCAGGAUCUGCGGGCCAUCACUAAUGCUGUUAGCAAGGCGAAAGCAUCGGGAGAUGAAGCAUGAGAGCUGCCGUCUAUGGAUCGUGGAUGUUGGAUUGACAUGUAUGCGCAUUUGGAUGUAUGAAGAGUUUCAAUUGAACUCUUCGUACCCGGACUAUAUAAGGAUUAGUAAUUGACAUAUUGUUUCGUCAAAUAUUAUUUGAAAUUUAGUCUAACUGUGAAAGCAUAGGAUGAAAACUCCAUUUAAUAACUUUUUAUCACCUCCAAAAGCUGUGUAAUUUCUUUGCUGCAUAAUCCUAUAGUACUUAUUUAUUUAGGCCAUGGAACAUGCAAGUCUAUAUAUAUCUAACAAAAAAACAAAAAUGAAGAAAAA
Molecule: messenger RNA, 1500 nt
Organism: Brassica napus (rape)
Lineage: Eukaryota; Viridiplantae; Streptophyta; Magnoliopsida; Brassicales; Brassicaceae
Exons: 2
Coding region: 1002-1151 (49 amino acids)
Source: RefSeq, a predicted model, not a curated record